UGGUGUUUGCGGAAGUGGGUGCAGUGUCAAGCUUCACCUCAGCAAGAAGAGCAGCUGUUUCUCAGCGCUAUUUACAAAAAAGCUCCUUUUGGCGUCCUCAAACCGAAGCUUUUUUCCUCUCCAAACAAGCGUGGAAAAACCAACCGAGCACCUGCUAGACCGUCGCACCUAACUCCUGACAACAUAAAGAGUGACUUAUUAACGUGGAGUGGUAUUAAGUUGUGUUUGUAUGGACUGAGAGGCAGAUGUCUCUCUUCAAGACUCACUGUUUUCUCUGCUGCUCUUGUCUGGAUCUCGCAUCAAACUGAUCUGUCGACAUGGUUAUCUUUCCCACCAUAUUCAAAGUGAUGCGGAGGGGGAAGUUUCUGCUACUUCUGGUGUUGUGUCUGUGCAUUUUAGCAUGGAAAGCAGCAAUUUCCAGCGACGAUGUGGUUAAAGAGAGUCCGUUUGAAAACGUAAAUACCAUCGAGGAGGCUCCGGGACGAGAGCUUGAAUCAGAGAUGAUACCGAGCAUAGAGGAGAAAACCCUCAAAAAGAGCUGUCCGGAGCGUUCCCCUCUGCUCCGAGGCUCUCUCGAGCUGUCAUUCAAGCCCUCUGUGACGCUGGAGCAGGUAGAGCACGAGAACCAGGAGGUCGUGGGGGGUCAGUAUAACCCUGCCGACUGUGCCGCCCGACAGAGCGUUGCCAUCCUUAUUCCGUACAGAAACAGAGAAAAGCACCUGCUCUACUUCCUCUAUCACCUUCACCCUUUCUUACAGAGACAGCAGCUUCAUUAUGCCAUCUACGUCAUUCAUCAGGCUGGAGAUGUGACGUUUAACAGAGCAAAGUUGUUAAAUGUUGGUUAUCUAGAGGCUCUUAAGGAUUACAACUGGGACUGUUUUAUAUUCCACGAUGUGGAUCUCAUCCCUGAGAAUGAUGAGAACUUAUACGUCUGCGAGGAACAGCCCAAACAUCUAGUGGUGGGGAGGAAUUCCACCGGCUACAGGCUGAAAUAUAAAGGGUACUUUGGUGGCGUUUCAGCAAUGACAAAGGAUCAGUUCCACCUGGUGAACGGCUUUUCAAACACAUACUGGGGCUGGGGCGGAGAGGACGAUGACCUCCGAAUAAGGAUACAGCUACAGAGAAUGACAAUAGUGCGGCCCCCUGCAGAGGUAGCGCGUUAUACAAUGGUCUUUCACAAGAGAGACAGUGGAAAUCAAGUGAAUAAAGACAGGAUGCUUCUGUUACGCCGGACUCCUCAGACGUGGAAGAAGGACGGUUUGAAUUCCUGUUCAUACAACAUUCUGUCCGUCAACAGACAACCUCUCUACAUCAACAUCACCGCAGACAUCGGCCAGCUCGAGAAUGCUCAUUGAGCCGUGCGUGUGCGAUAGUCCAGAGACAGUUUGUAUUGAAACACACAGGGAGGGAAUCUUCCUCUAGCGUUCACAAGUGCCUUUCAGAUUCAGAUUGUGGCCUGCACCUGAUUUUAAAAUCUCUCAGAAGUUCAGACUGCUGUCACAGGUCCAGAUGAUGUGUGUUUAUCUCAUCUUAGAAUGUUAUUAAAUAUCUGCAGAUGUGGAAAAAAAAGGCGAUUAUUUUUUACUGAAUGUGACCCGAGUUAAAUGUGAAGGGGGUUUGCUCAACCGGUCUGAAUUCAGCUCAGUUUGUUACAGGUCUGGUGGACUUGUGCCGGUUGCACCAGCUGUGUAUAAACUUCAACUUUGAUUAGAAUUGCCACAAAGGGAAUUAAGUUACAAUUUACACUCUGAAUUCCACCAGUGAAUUUAACGUAACGUCUAAACUAAAUAUUUGCAGAAGCCUCCUGUCAGGAGUCACAGUUGAAAUAAAAUAGCAGAUUCACUUAACUAAAUUGAUGAAACACAAUCAAUAAACUCAUCAGUCAUAAAAAAUCAGUAAUUUUUAUCAGUGUUUAUUUAUUUUGCGACUAUUAUUUACAUAUAUAAAUACCGAUUGUGUUUAUAAUGAUUAAACUAUAACUGAUAAACAUAACUUCUCAUGAAUUUAUAGGCUUUUAAUGGAUUAUUGAAGGUAAAAAUUAUAUUGUAUGACUACGCAUUACUUUACUGUGAGCAGACGACCUGCUAGUUGUGUUAAAUGAUGUUGUUAUUAAGCAUUAUCAAUAAUGGGGCCACAGAAAUAAGUCAUUUAUAAACUAGGUAAGCCUGGUUUUACGUUCUAAUUUAGGAGCUUAUAUGAAUGGCUGGUGCAACCCUCUCCUGAUGUCUUGAAUCAGUUUCUUUUGAAAUUUUAUACGGGAAUGAAUCAUAUCAGUUGAUUUUUGUUUUGGUGAAGUGUAUUUGUUGGUGCGGCUUGUGUUGUUUUUUAUUGUUCUCUCACAGUAUCGGUUGGUGUUACUGUACCGGAUCAAUAUUAGCUUAUAUUCUUAUCCUUUUUUUUAAUUAAAUUAAACCAUUGAAAUGUGAAAUGGGACCAAGAUGACCAGGACUGAGGUAGAAGAUGCUUAAUAUAUUAUUUCAAGGUUUAGUAUGUUUUGACAGUUUUGUGUUUCUAGUUUUUAGAACGAUCCAUCAAAUAUAAAUGCAUCAUUCCAAGAGAAAUGAAAUGUAUAUAAAAUAAUUUGAUGCAAAUGUGAUGUUUAUUGUGGAGUUCACUCAUGUCUGAACUGUGCAACUCUCUUUAAAAAAAACACUGGAACUUG
Molecule: messenger RNA, 2662 nt
Organism: Triplophysa dalaica
Lineage: Eukaryota; Metazoa; Chordata; Actinopteri; Cypriniformes; Nemacheilidae
Gene: b4galt4
Product: UDP-Gal:betaGlcNAc beta 1,4- galactosyltransferase, polypeptide 4
Exons: 7
Coding region: 318-1355 (345 amino acids)
Biological process (GO): carbohydrate metabolic process
Molecular function (GO): glycosyltransferase activity
Source: RefSeq, a predicted model, not a curated record